This is a messenger RNA of Diplodia corticola, 1407 nucleotides long. RefSeq names its product cell cycle protein. The coding region runs from base 1 to 1407 and encodes 468 amino acids. The transcript has 2 exons. The record is from RefSeq and is a predicted model, not a curated record. Gene Ontology annotation, biological process: protein phosphorylation; mitotic DNA damage checkpoint signaling. Lineage: Eukaryota; Fungi; Ascomycota; Dothideomycetes; Botryosphaeriales; Botryosphaeriaceae. Gene Ontology annotation, cellular component: nucleus. Gene Ontology annotation, molecular function: ATP binding; protein serine/threonine kinase activity.
AUGGCAAGGGCCCGGCUGCAGAGGAUGGCCAACGACGACGUGCCCGUCCACCCCGUCCACCCCGGCCCAGAAGACGAUGACAAUGACGGCACCCACACGGACGAGAGCCGUGACCCGCUCGAGGAGAGCGGCUGCACCCACGACGGCAGUGACGAGGAAGAGGUCGUCGAAGAGUCGGUCGCCGAGGACAUGGACCGCUUCGAGGAGACGUUUGAGGGCAUCACCAAGCGCUACCGGCUCAUCAAUCGCAUUGGCGAAGGAACCUUCUCCACCGUCUACAAGGCCGAGGACUUGCAGUACGACAUGUACCAGAACGAUUGGGAUAUCGAGGCGAAGGAGGACUCUGCGUGGGACUCGGCCGCAUCCAGGCGCAAUGGCAAACGCAAGGCCCGCUACGUUGCCAUUAAAAAAAUCUACGUGACCAGCAGCCCUCUGCGCAUCCUUAACGAACUCGAGCUCCUGCACGAUCUCCGCAACUCCGACUCGGUAUGCCCGCUCAUCACCGCAUUUCGCCACCAGGACCAGGUGGUCGCCAUCCUGCCCUACUUCCAGCACCGAGACUUUCGGGACUACUAUCGCGACAUGAAGGUGCAUGACAUGCGCCUGUACUUCCGCAGCCUGUUUACAGCCCUGAAGGCCGUCCACGAACACAACAUCCUGCAUCGUGACAUCAAGCCGACCAACUUUCUGUACGCCCCGGAGCACGCCCGCGGCGUUCUCGUCGACUUUGGUCUUGCCGAGCGUAAGGGCACUGACUGGCACCUGUGCACUUGCCAACUGCGUUCCGGCGAGCGUCAGCACAAGAUAGAGCAUAGCGUUUAUGCCAACACUGUAGCCUCAAACCCCAACCAUGUCCCCACCUUCCCCAAGAAUGACUCCCGUCCCAGCAGGCGCGCCAACCGUGCUGGUACCCGUGGGUUUCGUGCCCCCGAGGUUCUCCUCAAAUGCACAGCCCAGACCACGUCCAUCGACAUGUGGAGUGCCGGCGUCAUCUUGCUAACCCUACUCUCGCGUCGCUUUCCAUUCUUUCACAGCGCUGACGACAUCGACGCCCUGCUCGAACUCACGGCCAUUUUCGGCAAGUCCCGCAUGCGCGAGACGGCUCUACUGCACGGGCAAGUGUUUGAGACAAACAUCCCAAGCUACAGUGAAGCGGGCCACGGCUUCGAGAAAAUCAUUCUGUGGUGUACGAAUCGAAACCAGAAGGAUGAGAACGGAAGGCGCGUUGGGCUGUCGAGUGAGGAAAAAGAGGCAAUAGAAUUCCUGCAGCGAUGUCUGGAAUGCGAUCCGACCAAGAGAAUCACGGCCCAAGAAGCAUUGGAGCACCCUUUCAUUCUCCAGGUGGACGAGAUGGAGCACGAAGACGAUGCUGAGGAAGAAGGCGUGGACCUGGUCAGCUCUCAGUAG